This is a messenger RNA of Taeniopygia guttata (zebra finch), 5376 nucleotides long. RefSeq names its product inositol polyphosphate-5-phosphatase D (gene INPP5D). Gene Ontology annotation, molecular function: phosphatase activity. Gene Ontology annotation, cellular component: cytosol. The record is from RefSeq and is a predicted model, not a curated record. Gene Ontology annotation, biological process: regulation of immune response; negative regulation of bone resorption; negative regulation of neutrophil differentiation. Lineage: Eukaryota; Metazoa; Chordata; Aves; Passeriformes; Estrildidae.
CUCUAUCCCACCUUUGGGGAUUUAGAGUAGGAAGGAUCUUUGAAUCCAUCUCACAGUAGCUGAGAGAGACCUUUGGUCAAAAAUCCCCAGCACAAAUCAGCCUUUCAGUCUGCUGCUAUGCAUGGAGACAUGCAGUACUUAUUUUAUUUUUUUCAGUUCUUUGAAGUUCCCUCCUCACACUUAGUUAGAUAGGACUAAUCAAGGCAGGAAUGGGGCAGUCAGUGCGUAUCCUAAUGCACAGUGUGCUUCUGAUCAGAGAUUUAUUUAUUCCCCAUGGAGAUCUGUAGUGGGUAGGACAGAGAGACAGGAAAAAGAUCAAAACUCAAAGGAUCUGGCAGGAGAUCGUAAAUUGGACAGCAGGUCACCAAAGCCUGGGGGACUGAAUCUGUAAGGGAACAGAAGAGAUCGCCAGCUGGGACUUUUGGACUCAAACAGGAGGGAAAGGCAGGGAACGUGGGCUUGCUAGUCACUUCAGUGGCAGCAUGAAGAGGGAGAGUGGGGGCUGCAGGGAUAUGUCACACUCACUCUCUGAGCUGUUUGAGUUGAGGAAGUUGUCCGUGGCUGAGUUUCCUUUCCCUCUCUGAGCUAUUGAAACAGGAAGCUGGUGAGCCGAAGCUGGCUGAUCGUUACACACAGGCACACAGGCAGCUCUGGCAGCUCCUGUGUUGGCAUUCAGGUUUCUUCCAGCUCCAGCAAUGGAUCAGUGCUGGUACCACGGCAACAUCACUCGCUCCAGAGCUGAAGACCUGCUCUCCAAAGUAGGCAAGGACGGCAGCUUCCUUGUGCGGGCCAGUGAGUCAAUUGCUUCAGCAUAUGCACUCUGCGUGCUGUACCGGAAUUGUGUUUAUACCUACCGAAUAUUGCCUGAUAAAGAAAAGAAACUAAUUGUCCAGGCAUCAGAGGGUGUCCCUGUGAAAUACUUUCAGAACUUGGAGGAACUGAUAGAGUAUUACAAGAAGGAGAACAUGGGUCUGGUAUGGCACCUCAAAUAUCCAGUGCCGCGGGAAGAGGAGGAGGCUGCUGAUGAACUGGAGGAGGACACUGACCUGGUACCCACACCUCCUGUCCUGCCCCCACGCAACAUCCUCAUGGCACUGCCGAGCAGUGAGACAAAGGAGGUGUCUUCUCUCCCUGAAAACUCACGGGUGGCAGAAGUGAAUAAACUGUCCCUUUCUGAGACACUACUCCAGCGACUGCAGUACCAGGACACAAGCAGUGUCUCUGAUGAGCAUCUUAAACUCAUCCAGGAUUACCUGCGAGUUCACAUCAUGAGUGACUUUGAGAUGGUGCAGACUGGCUCAAACAAUCUUCCUCAACUGAAGAAAUUACUUACAGCUCUUUGCAAAGGACUCUUCAGUGAGGCCUCGAGGACUCUCCCAUCUCUGGAGUCCAUCCAGAAGGUGUUUGAGCAGCAGCUGCAUCCCAGUACCCACCAGCGCUCCCAGAUGCUUGGUGAAGCAAGUCCAGUCAAUAUUGUAUUGAAACUCAACCAGCUGAUUUCUUUGCUGUCUUCUAUUGAAGAAAAGGUGAAAACACUGUUGAUUGAAGGUCCUGAUUCAACACACCGGCGCUCCCUUAUUCCCCCUGUCACUUUUGAGGUGAAAACUGACUCCCUAGGAAUUUUCUCAAAAAUUCAACUCAAAGUGGAUGUGGAAAUGGGAAAACUGAUUAUCAAGAGAUCUAAGGAUGGUCCAGAAGACAAAUUUUAUACCCACAAGAAAAUCUUGCAGCUCAUCAAGUCCCAGAAGGUUCCAAACAAGCUGGUUAUUGUUCUGGAAACAGAAAAAGAAAAAACACAACGGAAGGAAUAUGUUUUUUCUGAUUCCAAGAAGAGAGAAGGGUUCUGCCAGCUUUUACAGCAGAUGAAGAAUAAACACUCAGAGCAACCAGAGCCUGAUAUGAUCACCAUCUUCAUUGGCACCUGGAAUAUGGGUGCAGCCCCAGCCCCAAAGAAGAUCACCUCCUGGUUCCUCUCCAAGGGGCAGGGGAGGACCCGUGAUGACACUGCUGACUACAUCCCUCAUGACAUCUAUGUGAUUGGCACCCAGGAGGAUCCCCAGGGGGAGAAGGAAUGGCUGGAGACCCUAAGGCAAUCUCUGCAGGAAAUCACCAGUAUCAGCUUCAAAGUGAUAGCCAUCCAUACCCUCUGGAACAUCAGGAUUGUUGUCCUGGCCAAGCCAGAACACGAGAACCGCAUCAGCCACAUCUGCACGGCCAAUGUGAAGACCGGCAUCGCAAACACGCUGGGCAAUAAAGGAGCAGUUGGGGUGUCAUUCAUGUUUAAUGGAACCUCCUUUGGGUUUGUUAACAGCCAUUUGACUUCAGGAAGUGAAAAGAAACACAGACGCAACCAGAAUUACACGAACAUCCUGCGCUUCCUGACACUGGGAGAUAAGAAACUGAGUCCAUUUAACAUCACUCAUCGCUUUACUCAUCUUUUCUGGCUGGGAGACUUGAACUACCGUGUGGAACAGCCCCCGACGGAAGCAGAAAAUAUUAUCCAGAAGAUCAGGCAGCAGCAGUAUCCGGAGCUGCUGGCUUUUGACCAGCUUCUCCUCGAGAGAAGAGACCAAAAAGUGUUCCUGCAGUUCGAGGAAGAGGAGAUUACUUUUGCUCCAACCUACCGCUUUGAGAGAGGCACCCGGGAGAAGUAUGUUUACACCAAGCAAAAAGCUACAGGGAUGAAGUACAAUUUGCCAUCCUGGUGUGAUCGAGUGCUCUGGAAAUCCUACCCCAUGGUGCACGUUGUGUGUCAGUCCUAUGGCUGCACCACUGACAUCAUGACAAGUGACCACAGUCCUGUGUUUGCCACCUUUGAAGUGGGAGUCACCUCACAGUUCGUUUCCAAGAACGACUCCAAAUACACAGAUUCCCAAGGGGAGAUAGAGUUCCUGCACUGCUACGCUACUCUGAAGACUAAGUCCCAGACCAAGUUCUACAUUGAGUUUCAUUCUAGCUGCUUAGAAAGCUUUGUAAAGAGCCAGGAAGGAGAAAAUGAGGAUGGAAAUGAAGGGGAGCUUGUGGUAAAGUUCGUUGAGGCACUUCCAAAGCUGACUCCAAUUAUUUCAGACCCAGAAUACCUACUGGAUCAACACAUCCUGAUCAGCAUUAAGUCAUCAGACAGUGAUGAAUCUUAUGGGGAAGGCUGCAUUGCCUUGCGAAUAGAAGCAACAGAAUCCUUAGCUCCUAUCCAUACUGUGCUGACACACCAUGGAGAGAAAACGGGGAUCUUCCAAGGUGAAAUCAAGUUACAAACGUCACAAGGAAAACAGAGAGAGAAACUGUAUGAUUUUGUCAAGAUUGAACGUGAUGAAAUCACUGGUCAGAAACCAAAGAACAUCAGCAAUUUAGAGCCUAACAAAGACUGGGAUCAGACUAACAGAAAGUCAAAAUCUACUCAUCUGAUGGCCAGAGAGGCAGCAGCCAUCGCUCGCUACUGGGGGAGUGCUGUCUCUUCUCCAGACAGCCUGGGAAAGGAGGAUAUCUUACGCUCCACCCCCACAGACAUCAGCAACCCCAACUACCUGGGCAUGGCUGCCUUCUCUCAGCAGCCCUCUGCAACCUGCCAGCUUAAGCAGACAUCUUCAUCAGAGCAGGCACCUUCCCUCUGGAACUAUGAGCAGCAGUCCAAAGAGAACACCUCCCUAAUGGGGCAGUGUCAGUCAUCCUCCACAUCACCCUCCUUGUCACCUCUAUCUCCAAAACCAUCCCUCCAGCCUACAGCAAACAGAAGCAUUUGUAAUUGGAGUCAAGAGUACCAGCUGCCUGACGUGGGGAUAUCCAUAGCAGAGCCUGUGCUGCAGGAGGAGGGGCAGCAAAGGCCGGAGAUGUUCGAGAACCCACUGUAUGGCUCCAUGGGCUCCAGGGGCAAGGUGGCUCCCAAGAAAGAGCAGGAGUAUCCCAAGGCCUUGCGGAAAGAGCAGCCACCACUGCCUGAGCAGAGCUGUCAUCUCACAAAACCACAGGAGCCUGAGUGCAGCAAGACCUCUGGCAAACAGCCAUCACCACCUUUCCUGGUGCCCACACAGCGAUUCCGGUCCUACACUUCUUCCUGCCAAUUGGAAGAAAAGAAUAUAGGGGAAAAGAGUCAAGGCAAACCAAAGAUGACACCACCAUUGGAAAACUCAGCACCGCUCAAAAAACUCAUUAAGCCAUCCAGGGCUGAAGUCAGCCUGAGCAUCCAGGGACAGCAGAACAAGCCACCCCUUCCCUCCAAGAGCCGGGCAGUGCUGGAUAUGCAGAACUCCAAGGGCCGCGAUUAUCGGGACAGUUCAGAGCUGCCGCACUCCGGGAAGCACCGGAUGGAGGAGGGCCCAGUCAGCAGGACAACUACACCGUGAACACGACACAGCAGCUGGUGGUACCCUAGGAGGAAUCCUGAUGGGAAGAACGAUGGAGACUACUGCUUUGUUCACACUGAUGUCCUCUAGUCUGGUUCUAAAAAGGACUGAGGAAUUUUAUUUUUGAGGGUGCAGCCUUCCCCGUGAUUAUGAAAAUGUUCUAGCUGAGAAGUUUAUCCUAUGUUGCUCAGACCAAGAGGGGCAGGACCACAAUACCUGCAAGUUAUUCUUUUGAGUGUCACUUUGGUACUUCCAUUAAAGGGGGGUGGUCAAGUACAUGCAUUAGUAAAUGUUUUGGAAAAGAGGAUGGUACGGUACAAGGACUAGGAGAUGGAAAGGGUGCAUUGAAAAAAAACCCUUCCUGCAAAAGAAAGAUUUCUAUUUUGUGUUACAGGAUUGCUAUUAAAGAGUGAUAUGUAAAAGAAAGCAUCUUAAAAGCGGUACAGCUUCAAAAGCAUGUCCUAACUAUGGAGCAAGGAGGUCAGAGAGGGUGGGGAAAGAGUCUGAAUAGCAGAUACUGAUGCAGGUCACACUCUCAGUGGAGCCAGCCUUGCCUGAAGCUCGGGGCUGCAUCCCUGCACCACCGCGGGGACACAGAAAGUGAGGGCCAGCCCAUGGCACUGUGGCUCCUUUGCCUUCAAGCAGGCCCUGCUUUGAUACCCCAGCAAGCAGGGGGAAACACCAGAACCACAGGCAGAAACAGGGGAAGAGGAAGGGGCCAUGGGAGCCCUAGGAGUAAAACUGCCUGGAGGGGCAGAUAGCAGUACCCCAGCCUGCCUGGCAGCAAGCACUCUGCUUUGGAGGACACUGGCCAGCUGGUUUUGGAGCAUUCUUAACAGACUAAUGCUCACCUUACUGUACACUUUUGUUCAUUGACUGAGAAUUAAUAAUGUUAACAUACUUGUAAUUUCUGUUAUAUUUGUGUUAAGUAUUAAUGCUGUGGUUAUUAUUAGACUAAGCCUGUUGUGACUUAAUCACUGCUACUGUUUCCAUGUUGAUUACUUAAAAAAUAAUAAAAUAGUCACAUUUUUGGUCA